This is a messenger RNA of Cadophora gregata, 1386 nucleotides long. RefSeq lists its product as uncharacterized. The record is from RefSeq and is a predicted model, not a curated record. NCBI's taxonomy places the organism in Eukaryota, Fungi, Ascomycota, Leotiomycetes, Helotiales, Ploettnerulaceae. The transcript is spliced from 5 exons. Gene Ontology annotation, molecular function: mannan endo-1,6-alpha-mannosidase activity. Gene Ontology annotation, biological process: fungal-type cell wall biogenesis; carbohydrate catabolic process. The coding region runs from base 1 to 1386 and encodes 461 amino acids.
AUGUUAUCUACUCUCGUUUCUCGUGCUGCGACAGCGCUUGUCCUUGGGAGUGCAGCCGUAAAUGCUUUAACGGUUGAUAUCACAUCUGCCUCAUCUAUCAAAGACACUGCUGCAACGAUAGCCUACGACAUGAUGACAUUCUAUAAGGGAAACCAAAGCGGUGGAAUAAUCGGCGUUCUCCCAGGCCCUCCUCCAAACCCUCCAAACGGCUACUACUGGUGGGAAUCAGGAGCUAUGUGGGGGACUCUGAUCGAUUACUGGCACUACACAGGCGAUUCCUCAUACAAUGAUGUAACUGCAAAGGGUAUCCAGGCGCAGGUGGGCGAAGACCUUGAUAUGAUGCCGCGGAAUUGGUCGCAGAGUAUGGGGAAUGACGAUCAGGGUUUUUGGGGAAUGACAGCUAUGAGUGCUGCGGAGACGAAUUUCCAGAAUCCUCCUGCGGGGUCGCCAGGUUGGUUGGCUCUGGCGCAGGCGGUUUUUAACACGCAGGCUAGGAGGCCGGAUAAUCUUUGUGGUGGAGGGUUGAGGUGGCAGGUUUACCCAUAUCUCACUGGGUAUGAUUACAAGAACUCGAUUGCAAACGGCUGCUUCUUCAACAUCGCUUCCAGACUUGCUCGGUACACGAACAAUAACACUUACUACGAACAUGCUGAGACGACCUGGGAUUGGAUCAAGAGUGUGGGGUACAUGGAUAAGAAUUAUAAUGUUUAUGAUGGCGGGCAUAUUCAGCAUAAUUGCACGGAUAUCAAUAAGGUGCAAUUCUCGUACAAUGUUGCGGUUUGGUUGCUUGGGGCUGCGAAUAUGUACAACUACACCAACGGCAGCGCCAUCUGGGAAGAACGAGUCAACCUCCUCCUCAACUCUACCUUCAACACCUUCUUCCCCAACGACAUCGCCUACGAAGUAGCCUGCGAGCCAAAACUAACCUGCACCACGGAUAUGUACUCCUUCAAAGCCUACGUCACCCGCUGGCUUGCGGCCACCUCCCUUAUAGCCCCCUUUACACGCGACCGUAUCCUCCCUAAACUGAAAACCUCCGCCGUCGCAGCUGCAAAGCAAUGCUCCGGCGGCGACAAUGGCCGUAUGUGCGGUCUCAGCUGGAGUAAAGGCGAAGCCUGGGACGGCACCCAGGGCGUGGGACAACAGAUGGCGGCGAUGUCAGCGCUGUUUGUUAAUUUGCUUCCGUUGGAGACGAUUGCGCCGCCGUUGACGAACGCGACGGGUGGGACGAGCGAGGGGAACCCGGAUGCUGGGAGUCAUAGUGUGGUUAACCCCGAGGCGUUGAAGCCUGCUACUGGGGGGGAUAAGGCCGGUGCGGGUAUUGUGACGACGUUAGUAUUGGUUGGUGCUACGGCUAUGUUCGGGUGGAUGAGUAUUGGAGAUUGA